Lymnaea stagnalis (great pond snail) is the source of this 1884-nucleotide messenger RNA. Lineage: Eukaryota; Metazoa; Mollusca; Gastropoda; Lymnaeidae. The record is from the annotation of a GenBank genome assembly.
GCUAUUCCAACAUGAUGCAGUCAAGUGAUGUCGAUCUGCUUCUUAUAGGCAAAACCGGAAACGGGAAGAGUGCAGCAGGAAAUGCUAUCCUCAAACGAAGAGCUUUCAAAAGCAGCGGUGCCUUCUCGUCAGUCACAAAGAGAAUCGACUACGAGGUGAGUGACUUCAACGGCCGAAUUCUAAAAAUUGUCGACGGACCUGGCGUCGGGGACACACGGAUGAACACGGAUGAGGCGGUGAAACUCGUCAUGGUUGGGAUGGAAAAAGCCAUAGCCACAAACCCAAAGGGCUACCACGCGUUUCUCCUGGUCGUGAAGUACGGCCAACGAUUUACGGGAGAGGAGCAAGAUACUAUUGUGUUUUUGAAGAAAAUCUUUGGUGAGACGUUCGUUAAAGAAUUUUGUAUUUUGCUCAUGUCUAAUGGAGACACCUUCGAGAGUGAGAGCGAAGAAACUGGCCAGACGUUUGAAGACUGGUGCAGGUCACAAACGGGAGCUUUUAAAUCUCUACUGUCAGAGUGUAAUAACAGAAUUGUUCUAUUCAAUAAUUUAACAAAAGAUGAGGACAUCAGAGACAAACAACUGCGCCAGCUGUUAUCGGUAGUGGACCGACUGAGUUCAAAAGGUCAGAGAUACACGGACAAGAAUUUUGAGGAAGCCAGAGAUGCCCGUAUGCGCGUCAUGGUUGAUGCACAGGAGCCACUUAUAAGGGACGAGACUAUGCGAGAAGUUAGUCUCAUUCUACAAAAGCUGGAGCAGAUUCAGGCUCGUGACCAUUUCGAAACAAAACUGGACCUCUUGGAGGCACUCCUUGUUCGGGCAGAAGCGCUAUUGAAAAGCACUUGUGAUUUAGACAGAGGAACCGGGGCCCUACAUGAAAUCGUUCAGACGGUCAAGUCCAUCAUAUCAACAAUAUCGGAUGAAAUCAAAUUCACCAUCAGAAACCAAAAGGAGAGUCAAAGGAUUAAAAAGAUAGAAGAGGAGCUAAAGAGAAAAGCUGAUGAAGAGACUGAAAGAGUUCGUCAACAGUUCGAGCUGAUGUUGAAGCAGGAGAGACUUGCAGACGAGAGAAAAGCUGAGAUUUUAAGACAGCAAGAGAAGACGCGCGAAGAGCUGGAGAGAAAAAUGAGACGUGAAAGAGAAGAGAGACAGAGGGAACAUGCGAUUCAGCUAGAGCAGGAACGGCGGGAGCACAUACGAAGAACGGAAGAGCUUGAGAAGGAAUACAGAAAGAUUAAGGAGAAAAAUGACGAGAGUGUCUUGAGCAAGGUCGUCAGUGGGAUCACGUGGCCUUUUAGGAAAGUGGCCAGCUGGUUUAGCUAAUAGUUUUAGAUUUAUCAAAAGAAGCCUACACAAAUUUAGUUUCCAGAAGUCUUUUGAAAUGGCAGUGACGUAAAGAAUGUAAACAACUGUCUUGGCUGUUGAUAUAAAUAUGGGUUCUUUAAGGCACGCAGUUACGGUACUUUGAUUACGUAAAUAAUUUUCAUUAAAAUUUUUUUUCAAAUCUUGAGCAUUGUCUAUAAACAGUGCAUUCGACAAGUAAAAUGUAUGUAUUUAAAGAAUAAUUGAUUCUUUUUUUAAUUGUCUACAAUUGAAGUUCAAAAUUUGAUUAUUUACAAUAAUUUCAACUUUCUUUUUUUUUCUUCCAAAUUUCCAAUCCAAGAUUUUUUUUUUUUUUAAAAGUACAUUUAAUAAAAAUUAGCAUAAUUUCACUACAUUGCUAAAGUAUCGCGUUGUUUCCCCUUCAUAUUCAAACCAUACGCACAAAAGAAUACGUGUCCAAAUAGAGUUGAGCUAAUUAAACUCUUUAAAAAAAAUUAAUUCCAAUUGACAUUUUGUUGAAUAUAAUAUGUUCAUUAAGUGAGGUCGUGGCUUGUCCACUUGG